AUGAUUUCCUUGCUAAUAUUCGGGCUCAUCGCAAGUGCUUACGCAGCACCAAAUGCCAUUCCAUCGUGGCAUCCCUAUCGGCACCGACAUCAUCAUCAUGGGCCGUCACGAUUUUUGUCCGAAUACCAUCACCACUCGCAGCUUAAUAGUAACAACUAUUUCGACACAAAUAAGUUUUGGGCUGAUUUCAAUAAAGAAAUGAAGAAUCUCAACGACAUGCUAACUGAGUUCUCACAGCAUUUCCCCACUAUUGUCUCUCAAGAUAGUGUUGUAGGUAAUGAAUAUAGAAUCACGAUUCCGCUCUCAGGAUUUGAAGUGAAGGACAUCAUUGUGAAGGCCCGCGAUGGUUUUCUGAUGAUACAAGCUCACCACAAAAAUUCUGAAGGUAAUGAAAAUAACUAUUUGAAUGUUAGGGCUCUACCUGCUACGGUUACGGUGAACGGCAAAUGGAAUUAUGACGGUAGUGUUUUGAAGAUUAUGUUUCCUUUAAAGGAAGGUGUUGAGACACAGACUGUGGAAUCUGUAAGCGUCAUAUCCACCGAUCUUACUACGGAAAUUCCAAGGUUAGAUCGUGAAAACGUUGACCAGACACACGUUGAUCAUGUAAAUAGCCAAGACGCUGAUGUGGGUCUUAACAGAGGUGAUGUCGAGGCAGAAGUGAAGACUGAUGAGUUUGACGACAGGAAUACUGUAGAGGCAACAACUUACGCCGUAGAUUUGCAAAAUGAAGUGGAAUUUAGGUUGGAUAGAUUCGAGAACUUACCACCUCAGUGGUUGGAUAGAUUCGAGAACUUACCACCUCAGAGGUUGGAUAGAUUCGAGAGCUUACCACCUCAGAGGUUGGAUAGAUUCGAGAACUUUCCACCUCAGAGAUUUGAGAACUUUCCACAUCAGAGGUUGGAUAGAUUUGAGAACUUUCCACAUCAGAGGUUGGAUAGAUUCGAGAACUUACCACCUCAGAGGUUGGAUAUAUUCGUGAACUUACCACCUCAGAGGUUGGAUAGAUUCGAGAACUUACCACCUCAGAGGUUCGAUAGAUUCGAGAACUUACCACCUCAGAGGUUGGAUAGAUUCGAGAACUUACCACCUCAGAGGUUGAAUAGAUUCGAGAACUUACCACCUCAGAGGUUGGAUAGAUUCGAGAACUUACCACCUCAGAGGUUGGAUAGAUUCGAGAACUUACCACCUCAGAGGUUGAAUAGAUUCGAGAACUUACCACCUCAGAGGUUGGAUAGAUUCGAGAACUUACCACCUCAGAGGUUGGAAAAAUUCGAGAACUUAUCACCUCAAAUGUUGGAUAGAUUUGUGAACUUACCACCUCGGUGGUUGGAUAGAUUUGAGAACUUUCCAAUCCGUCGACUGGUUGAGAAUGCCUUGGGCAUUAAAUUUGGCCGUUCUGGCCGUUGCAAAUACUUGUGCAAAAAGAUAUAA
Messenger RNA from Arctia plantaginis, 1431 nucleotides. Lineage: Eukaryota; Metazoa; Arthropoda; Insecta; Lepidoptera; Erebidae. The record is from the annotation of a GenBank genome assembly.